Raphanus sativus (radish) is the source of this 1053-nucleotide messenger RNA. RefSeq lists its product as uncharacterized. The record is from RefSeq and is a predicted model, not a curated record. The coding region runs from base 160 to 798 and encodes 212 amino acids. NCBI's taxonomy places the organism in Eukaryota, Viridiplantae, Streptophyta, Magnoliopsida, Brassicales, Brassicaceae. The transcript has 3 exons.
CUCAGACAGAGUCUUCAGGCAAAAUUGGAUCUCAGAAAAGGAUCUUUCUUUGUUCUUACGGAGGAAGACAAAAAAAUCGAUCAGCAGCUGGAUUGGGACAUUGUGAUUGGAAUAUUGGAUUUGAUCAUUGGAAGAAUCAGCGAAUCGCGAGUUGUGGUUAUGGAAGGAGUAGGAGGAGGACGGUUAGGAAGAUCCUCGACUCGUUACGGAGGACCGGCGACGGUGUUCACAGGGCCGGUGAGGAAGUGGAAGAAGAAGUGGGUUCACGUCUCUCCCUCCGCCAAGAAACACAACAAUCACUCCUCCUCCGCUGCUAAUGGAUCAUCAUCGCAGUUGCUUCUCUUCAAGUGGGCGCCAUUGUCUCAGAACAACGAAGAAGAAGAUGGUCAAAGCGAGAGUCUUUCUCCGAGCGAGGACUCCGCACUAGAUCCUCCGCGGCGGCGCAGAUUCAAAUUCGUUCCGAUCGCACUACUUGAAGAGCAGAAGAACCAAGUUACAGAAACUGAGGAUGAUGAUAAGGUUGAAGAAGAAGAAGAAGACGAAAAGGCUGAGGAAGAGGAGAAGAAAGAAAUUGAGCAAGACGCAAGUGCAGCAGAGCCAAGCGAGAAGAAAGCACAAAUUGAGGAAAAACCAGACAUGAAUGAUGUUCCUAUGGAAGAUAAUCAGCAGGAGGAAGAAAAAACAGUGCGACAAGAUCUGAACGAAAGCAGUAAGGAUUCGGGACUCAACUUGAACGCAAACGAUGUAGAUGUAGAUUCUGAAAACAAUUCCAAAGGGGCCGAGCCAUUAGAAGAGUGAUAUAUACUGGCGCCAUUUACGUCCCCUUGUCCUCAAGGUUCACCACGUUGUCAGGAACAAUGACCAAAUACAGAAAAGUAGAAAGCAGUUGUUAGAGAUGGAUGCAGAUCCUUGUUCUGGUCUGUACUUCCACACGGCUUGUUCUUUUUUCCUUUUGCUGACCAGACUCGAUUCAUUUGGAACUAAACAUUCGAUUCAUAGAAGAUAUUUUGUUCUGAAUUUUAAUUUGAUUAUGAAUGAUGCAGUUUCAUAGGA